Messenger RNA from Pongo pygmaeus (Bornean orangutan), 1313 nucleotides. RefSeq names its product hes family bHLH transcription factor 5 (gene HES5). The coding region runs from base 100 to 594 and encodes 164 amino acids. The record is from RefSeq and is a predicted model, not a curated record. Gene Ontology annotation, biological process: regulation of DNA-templated transcription. Gene Ontology annotation, molecular function: DNA binding; protein dimerization activity. NCBI's taxonomy places the organism in Eukaryota, Metazoa, Chordata, Mammalia, Primates, Hominidae. The transcript is spliced from 3 exons.
GUCCGCGCCAGCCCGGGACGCGCUCGGCCCUGCUCGCGCCCGCUCGCCUCGUCUCGCCCGGCCUCCCCACGUCGCCUCCUCGCCUGUUCCGCGCCAGGCAUGGCCCCCAGCACCGUGGCCGUGGAGCUGCUCAGCCCCAAAGAGAAAAACCGACUGCGGAAACCGGUGGUGGAGAAGAUGCGCCGCGACCGCAUCAACAGCAGCAUCGAGCAGCUGAAGCUGCUGCUGGAGCAGGAGUUCGCGCGGCACCAGCCCAACUCCAAGCUGGAGAAGGCCGACAUCCUGGAGAUGGCUGUCAGCUACCUGAAGCACAGCAAAGCCUUCGUCGCCGCCGCCGGCCCCAAGAGCCUGCACCAGGACUACAGCGAAGGCUACUCGUGGUGCCUGCAGGAGGCCGUGCAGUUCCUGACGCUCCACGCCGCCAGCGACACCCAGAUGAAGCUGCUGUACCACUUCCAGCGGCCCCCGGUCGCGCCCGCCGCGCCCGCCAAGGAGCCCAAGGCGCCGGGAGCCGCGCCCCCGCCCGCGCUGUCUGCCAAGGCCACCGCCGCCGCCGCGCGCCAGCCCGCCUGCGGCCUCUGGCGGCCCUGGUGACCCGGCGGGACGUGCGGGCGCGCGGCCCGAGGACCAGAGGGAGAGCCUGCUCCUCUCGCCCGUAGGGAAGCGCCUUACCGCCGUCGUCCGCCCCGGGCUUGGACGCGCCCUUCUCCGGAAGGCUCCGGCCCCAAGCUGGCCGGCCCGCAGGAGCCCCAUUCUCAGAGAAUGUGUGUGCAGAGUCCCUGCCGUUUUAGGACAAUCAGGGCCCAUCUUCUGCCGAGUGUCUGACCCCAUGGGGUUGUUCUGUGUUUGCAUUUAAGCAAGUGACUUCUGGGAAGUCCCCGGCCGCCCGGGGUUCUAUGAUAUUUGUAGUGCCGGGGCUCGCACACUGGUGCCCCCAGCCUGUAGAGGACUUUCUUCAGGGCCCGUAGCUGCUGGGCGCACCCCUGGCAGGCGGGCUGUGCCGCGGGCACAUUUGCCUUUUGUGAAGGCCGAACUCGAGCUGUAUCCUCAUAGGAAACAGUGAUCACCCCGGACGGGCGUCCAGGACCCUGAGGGCCAUGGCCAAAAGGCUCCGAGUGUGCCCGGUGGUCUGGCUGGGGCUCACGGUGGGCUGUCUGGGGAGGGUGGGUGCCUCCACUAUGAUCCUUAAAGGAUUCCUCUGUGUGGGUGGAUGCGUGUGGGCACGACUUUGUACUCAGAAAUUGAACUCUCGGUCACGUGGAAGCCACGGGACCGCUCUGAAGCCGCUAAUAAAAUCUGACUGUUCAGCCCCC